This is a messenger RNA of Peronospora farinosa, 2316 nucleotides long. The record is from the annotation of a GenBank genome assembly. Lineage: Eukaryota; Oomycota; Peronosporomycetes; Peronosporales; Peronosporaceae.
AUGACUCUCCUGCAAAAUGAUGAGAGUGUAGCCAUUCAAUCUGAGACGCAUUCUGGUGUUUUAAGCUUGAUACCCAAACGUCAGAUUGCUGACUUGACUGGUAGUCCAAGAGCCCAAAUUUCAAGAUUACAAGAGCUUAUACCACUUGAAGUACCAAGAAAUGUCAUUGUGGAUCAAUUGCAACAGAAAACUCAAGUAAAGAAACAAAUUGGGAAUCGACAAGUUCCAGUACAAUCUCAAGUAAAACAAGGUCGGAAAAAUGCUUUUUCUUUGUCUGAAUCCAUUGAGCUUAUGAAAAAGUUGAAACUUGUCACACCGGACGAGUAUGAAGAUGCAGAACUUCAUGGCGAUUUCAAACACGUGAUGUAUAUUUUAAUUCCAUCCAAUGCUACAACUGCACUCCUAGAACGUCGUGGUCAGCCAAUUCAAACCAUUAGCCAGCAAACAGGUUGUACACUAUCAGUACGUGAACCAGAUGCGUCACCAUUUAAAGAUGAUCGCUUGCUUCGCAUUUAUGGAAAACCCAAGUGCAUCAGCUUAGCUCAACGACUUGUCAUUGCGUACAUUCGAGUAUUUCGAGCGGAGAAAAAAGAUCCGAUUUAUAUGGAUCUGUCAGACGAAACUUUACCGAUUGCACUACCCGCAACAUCUAUUACAAAAGCCAUGAGCGUCGCUGUCACUGCCGGAAAGAAAAGUGAGGUGGAAAUUACAAAUCCGUUUCGUUGGAUGGUACAGCGUGAAGAUGUUGGCAAAAUGAUGGGGAGGCAAGGAUGCAUCCUAGCAUCGAUCCGUCGUGACACGGGUGCAUCGAUCCGUAUAGAAGAUGACGUAGUUCCUGGUACCACGGAACGACGGGUGACUUUAAGUGGGUCUGUCGAAUCUAUUGCUGCUGCGGUCGAAAGAAUUAAAAGCAAGUCUAACGGACGUCCUGAAGAAGCAGCAAGCGUGGUGAACGGUGGACACGGACAGUAUUUUGCCAUUCCGUACUAUGCUGCAGGUUGCCUCAUAGGUCCUCAAGGCUCUACUAUCAAAAACAUCACCGAGCGCACAGGCGCCCGACUACAAAUUCCUUCAGCAGAGGACCUACCCUUGGGAAGUAUAAACCGUAUUCUCCAUGUCCAAGGCACUUCCAAACAGACUGAGCACGCUCAACGAAUCGUUCGUGCCAAGCUGCGAGACUUCUUGGUCUCUUCGACGAACCCAAAAAGUUUGAGUCUUUCCUCAACCGGUCUAAAAGGCGACAAAGUCACUAUUAAGGUUCUCCUGUCGUCCAGAAUUUGUGGAUUUAUGCUAGAUCAACGAGGCAAGCUUAUCCGUGAGAUCUCCAAGAAGUCUGGUGCUCACACUCACUUCUUAGCCUCGCAUAAUGAUGGCAACCGGGUUUGUGUUUUCACUGGCGAUAUGAGCUGUGUACUUCGCGCGCAACGUCUGGUUUUGCAGGUGAUUGCAGGAGACGUUAUUUCUUCAAAGCGGAACCGAAAGCGGAAACGUUUACAUCGAGACGAAGAAAAAGUUGAAGAAAAUGAUAAACUUGUGGAUGAUAAACUGGUGGAGGAGGAUAUGAAAGACGAGAAUCCUUAUUACGAGGGCGACGUAGAAGAAGAAACCUGCUACGGUGACGAGGAGAAAGAUGCCCUCGGAUGCCCUGUCAGACGGAGAAAUGAACGUCGGCAGCCAAAUCGCCGUCUUCGACACGAAUACGAAGAGAACGAAGAAGACAUGUACAUAUAUGAUGACAGCACAGAGUAUGAAGUGCGUCCACGCCAGCCGAUACGCCGACAACCGGUAGUCGUUCGUUCCCGCGGGUAUUUUGAGGAUGAAAGCGGUGUUGAUGAUUAUAUUCUUGACGAGUAUGAUCGUAAUGAACGUAUAAUGUACGAUGUGCCUCGAUCUCGGCCAUCAAUGAGACCGAUAGUGGUGCGCCGACAGCCUGCUACCAGGCCUCGGGACGAGUACGACGACGAAGAGGAUGACGACGAGUACGGCUAUGAGGACGACAGCGAUGGUUUGUAUGAAAACGCAAUUGUCGGGAAGCAAGUGGUAGAGCGACGACCGAUUGGCAUUAGGCAGCGUCGACCGAUUGCAUGUCUUGGCCGAAAAGUGCAAAUGGUAGCCCCAAAUUCACGUCCUCAAGAAGAACGAUCUAGAACGAGCUCAACUACUCGACGUUGCACGGAUGGUACUGGCAGUGCUCGUCUUAGAUGCCGCAACGGGAGCGCAAACGUGCGUCAUAGCGUCUCUCGGGGUGGAAAUGGAGAUGGUCGUCCAAGCACCAGACGCCGUCACGGAAAUGGCAACACACGUCGUCAAAAGUGA